AUGUCCGGUCCGGCUGCCGCCCCGCCGGUGCGCCAGUCGCUGCCGUGGCGGCUCGGCUCCGUGGCCGUCAUGAGCAGCGUGGGCUUCGUCUCGAGGGCUUUCCUCUACGGCCUCAACAAGGUCGAGGUCACGGGGCUGGAUAAUCUGCUUGCCACGCUGGAUCGCAGGCGGACGCAGAGCCGGGAUCGCGGCCUGCUGACCGUGUGCAACCACGUCGCCGUUGUCGACGAUCCCCUCAUGUGGGGGAUUCUCCCUCUGCGCUACCAGACCGAUGUCCGGAACCUGCGAUGGGGUCUGGGCGCGCACGACAUAUGCUUCAAGAAUAGCUUCUUCUCCACCUUCUUCAGCCUGGGCCAAGUGCUUCCCACCCGCCGGCUGUGGCACUCGCCGUUGGGCGGCCUCUACCAGCCCACCAUGUCCCAGGCAGUCCAGCUCCUGUCCGGCCCAUCUACAUCCCCUACGCCGCCGAGCCUGACCUUCUCGACCGACGGCACCGACUCCUUCCCCGCGCCCGCCGCAUACGCCGCGAACCGCAACGCCUGGGUCCAUGUCUUCCCCGAGGCGUGCUGCCACCAGAGCCCCGACAGCGGCCUUCGAUACUUCAAAUGGGGCGUCUCCCGACUGAUCCUCGAGAGCGAUCCCGCCCCCGAGUUCAUACCCAUGUUCAUCCACGGCACCCAGUCCAUCAUGCCCGAGGACAGGGGCUUCCCGCGUUUCCUUCCCCGCAUAGGGAAGCGCUUCAGGGUCGUCAUCGGCGAGCCCACUGACGUUGAUCGCCUCUUUGGCGAAAAGAGAGCCGCUUGGAAAAAGCUGGUGGAGACGAGCAGCGCUGAGGACUUGCAGCACGGCCCGGAAGCCGUGCAACUAAGGAUAGAAGUUGCCAAGUCUGUGCGUGACGAGAUCGAGAAGCUGCGCGAGAGCGCGGGCUUCCCACGCGAGGAGGACGAGACGGCCGCCCUCGCAGAGACGUGGUCCAAGGAACCAAGCAAGCGCAAGUUCAAGAGCCCCGUCGACGGCAGUCUGGUCAACAGACACUGA
Molecule: messenger RNA, 1038 nt
Organism: Purpureocillium lilacinum
Lineage: Eukaryota; Fungi; Ascomycota; Sordariomycetes; Hypocreales; Ophiocordycipitaceae
Biological process (GO): inner mitochondrial membrane organization; cardiolipin acyl-chain remodeling
Cellular component (GO): mitochondrial membrane
Molecular function (GO): 1-acylglycerophosphocholine O-acyltransferase activity
Source: RefSeq, a predicted model, not a curated record